This is a messenger RNA of Hylaeus volcanicus, 2284 nucleotides long. Its product is annotated as protein enabled-like. NCBI's taxonomy places the organism in Eukaryota, Metazoa, Arthropoda, Insecta, Hymenoptera, Colletidae. The record is from RefSeq and is a predicted model, not a curated record. Gene Ontology annotation, molecular function: galactoside binding; carbohydrate binding. The transcript has 6 exons. The coding region runs from base 176 to 1615 and encodes 479 amino acids.
CCGCAAUGCCACAGUUCAAGCUGGAAACGUCAGCACUCUAAAUAGAUGUGUUUUAUGAGAAUUGGAAGGGAAGUCGCAUCUCGACCUCGUAUACUAAGCAGUGUCCGCUAUCCUCUAAUUUUGUACCGAAACAUAAAUCUUAGCGCCACUUGUGACAUACAAACAAUUGACAAAAAUGUCAUCUGAACCAGUAUUAAAUCCUCCAAUUCCAUGUGUGGAAGCUGUUCAAGGUGGUCUGGUACCUGGAAAAAUGGUAAAAAUUCAAGGGAAAGUUCCUUCGAAUGCAGUACGUUUUGCUGUCAAUUAUCAGCUGGGGCCUACAUUAAAUCCAAGAGAUGAUAUUGCGAUCCAUGUUUCGCCUCGCUUUACGGAAGGCUUUGUUACUAGAAAUCAUAUAGAAUCGAUGAAUUGGGGUAUCGAAGAGAACGAGGGGCCCAUGUGGAUUCAACCUGGACAAGAAUUUGAGAUAUUUCUUUUGUGCGAUCAUACGUCUUAUAAGAUUGCCAUAAAUGGCAGACACUUUACAGAGUUUGCUCACCGAUUGCCUUAUGAGAAAGUUACACAUUUGGUUAUCGACGGAGAUGUAGAAGUAAAUUCUAUUUCAUAUGAAAAUGUUCCUGUCGACCCACCACGUUCUCCUAGAGCUGCACCUCCACCAGAUGUACCAGCAGCUAACUUUGGACCACCCCCACCAGGUGGAUUGUAUCCAACGAUAGGCUCGCAAACGCCGCAAGGUGGAUAUGGUCCACCUCCUCUAGCUGGUUAUGGUCCCCCACCAGCUGGUUAUGGUCCCCCACCAAAUUCAUUUGGAGGACAAGGUUAUAAUCCCCCAAACAUGUACGGAUACCAACCUGGAUAUGAAAAACCCGAAGAAGAAAGUACAUUCAGUGCCUGUUUAGAUAAAGUUGGUCUAGCAUUAGGAGGAUUAGUUGCUGCGGGAGGCAUAGCUACUGCUGCGCACGCACUGACUAAAAAAAAAGAGGAUGAAAGUGAAAAAGAUCAUGAAAAAUCAGACGCUUCUAAGACAAAAACGGAAAGCGAGGGAGGUUUAGGAAACCUUGGAUCUCUUGGUGCAGCUUUAGCAAGCAGCUUAGUGACCAAUGCUUUGCAAAACAACACGCAUGCGCAACAAGGCUAUCCUCAAGAAUCAAGUGGUGGCGUCUUAGGCUCUAUCCUUGGAGCAUUAGGUGGUAAUAAUGCGGCGCCGGCACAACCACAAAGUCAGCCAACUGAUCCACUAGCAGGAACCCUAGGAUCCAUCAUUGGUGGUGUUUUCGGAGGUGGUGGAAAUCAACAACCAGGAUAUCAACCUUCAGGAGGUUAUGGAAAUUAUCAACCUUCUGGUGGUUAUUCUAACCAGCAGUCAAGCUCAGGUUCGGAUCUUUUAUCUGGAAUAGGUUCUGCAAUUGGAUCUUCUCUGUUCAGCUCUGCUUUGGAUGGUCUAAGCAAACAUGGUAAAGAUAAAUCCCGUGGAGAAAACCAUCCAGCACCUCCACCAACUUAUGCGCCAAGUACUCCACCAUAUACACAACCUGUUCCACCUGCUGAUAGUCCUACUUCAGGACAUAAAUUAACUGCAGAUGAAAUUUCAAAAGGCCUAGGUUUGGACGAUUAAUGUAAGUUGAAGUUAAAACCCAUAUAGAAAAAAGAUAUACAGAGAAGAAAUAUUUUAUGCUCUUGCAUAGUCAUAUAAUUUAAAAUGCAUUGCAUUAUCGCAAACAUGACAAAAGAAGUUAAAUAUUUUUAACGUAAAAGGCAGCUAAUUUAAUUACUACAAAAUAUUGCUUGUAAAUAUUUAACUUGUACAAGCGUACAACCCACUUCAUUGUGAUGAGAUUAUAUAAUUUCUGAAAUUAAGAAAAAUAUUUAUUUAGAGAAAAUGUACGACUAAUUUAAUUUCGAGCAUAGAAUAUUUGAAUAGAUAAAGUACAGAAGGAUGGAACAAAUUGCCUGAAUCUCAUACCACGCAAAUUGAUAUUUUGUAUAUAAAUUAUUUAUUUAAGACAAUUCCGCUCCAAAUAUGCUUUUACAGAGUAUCAUGUAUCUUAUUGUUAGGCGAAAAUUAGAAACGUAACAAAAUAAAAUAUUUGUUGUACAGCUUUUCCGAAGAUAGAGAUUUAUCAUCAGAUUAAUAUUUUUUAAGAUUUAUUAUAUUUUUAUAAAAAUAUUGGUAGCCUUAGAAGAAUAUAUGCUUUAUAUAUGUUUAUUGAAUGCAGAACACUUUGUUAUUCAUUCUAUUUACUUAAUGCAUAAGAAAUAAGAAAUAUAUAUAUAUAAAUUUGAA